CGCUGUUUACACUUGGUUAUUGUUCCCAGUAAUUCCAAUCAUCAGUUGUAAUUUCAAAGGUUUAUAGACAGAUAAUCUGCGCCGCGAUUAUUAAUUAUUUCAAAAAUGAAAUUUUUGGUGACUUGUAUUCUGUUCUCAACAAUAAUGCUGGUAAAUGCUGAUGUCAGUCGCCUCAAAUCCGAUCGCAGUAUUUUUGGAUUAUUUGGGGAAAAUGAUCAUGAUUCGAUCAUGACACCGGAACAAAGAAAAUGCAUGGGUGAUGAACUUAAGAAGCUGGCUAUUCAAUAUCCCGAAUUGAAGCAUUGGUUUGAAGACAUUGAAAAAUUUAUUAAUUCAAUGGUAGAAAAACAGAAUGAAUGUUUGAAACUUCCAGAAAUGGAUAAAUUUAAAUGUAUGUUGGAGACGCUUCUAUCUGCUAGAGACGAAUGGGAGCAAUUGACUGCACAAUUAACAGAAGAACAAGAGGGACCAAUCCUCGAAAAGGUCAAAUCAAUUGAAGAUUAUUGUUUCGAGCAAUAAGACAUAUUUGGCGAUAUUUCACCUCAUUAAGAAGCGUAAUGUAUAGAAUGCAAAAACUUUUACGAUGCGAUGCUUUAAAAAUAAACAUCUUUUAAAGAUAGAGAAGAUUUAUUUACAUGUCAAAUGAAAUGUACUAACUAACUUCAAAAUAAAAGCUUCAGAUAAAAAAAAAUGAU
Molecule: messenger RNA, 695 nt
Organism: Contarinia nasturtii (swede midge)
Lineage: Eukaryota; Metazoa; Arthropoda; Insecta; Diptera; Cecidomyiidae
Exons: 4
Coding region: 106-519 (137 amino acids)
Source: RefSeq, a predicted model, not a curated record